UGGAGGAAGACGUUGAAACAUCUUCGAAGAAUCAACCCUUGAGCUUGAAAGAGGGGGAGACGCAAACGAGGAAUUCUAUCCACGAAUUUGGGGAAUGGAAUAGAGAAAUGGUGAAACUGUUAAGAAAACUGAUGAGUAAACUCGGGGAUACUGCCGAAGCGUGGGAAAGAUUCCGGCGCAAGGAUAUUGGCUACUUUAUCCCCGACGAUGAUGGCGUGCCUUCAACAUCCUCGUUCCUCAAAUGCUCGGUUAAUGUUGUCGAUAAUAUCUUUCUGGAUCUAAAGGAUAUUUUGAGGAAAUUUAGACAUCUGGAGCAGGAACUCUGCAAGGACAAUUCUCUUAUGGGACUCAAUGCCCAUUUUGGCCAUGGAAACCAUGAGGCUCAAUUAUGCCAGCAAAAGAGCGCCCGUCACAUCCAAGUUCUCACUGUUAUCACCAUUAUGUACCUACCACUAGCCCUCGCAGCAAACAUGUUCAGCACCGCUCCGGGAGUUCUUCCAUUUACGCCAAAUUUUGGACGCUUUAUACUUUCAUCCGUUGCCCUUUCCUUACUAGUGUUAGCUUCAAUCGCUACCUUGUUUAGAUGGCGUAGCUGGGCCGAAAAGUUAUUGCACAUCUUGCCAAUUGGUCAAUUUGGUCGCAGCUCUCGCAAGCACUGGGACGUGGAACAUGGGCAAUACGGAGAUACGCCGAACUUUGGAGUAAUGCCGUGUCCAUUGCUUGAGGGCCCAAACCGCUCAGCAUACUCGCCCCUUCCCAUGAAUCAUGAUUCUCAGCGAGAUCAUAGAGGCGAAUACCACGGCUAUAUAGUGUGGGUAAGAGACUUCCUAAGUCGAGCCCUCAAACGAAAUAAGACAACGCUAUCAAAAACGAAACUUUCUGGAAAGUUCACACCUUUAAUUCCAAGGUCAUCGAUCAGGUAUUUUUUCACCUUCAGCAACGUAUUGAACAUAUUUCCUCGUCCAGGACCAGACCGUGGAAAAGAGCGAAUCCAUUGGACAUGUGUAAAACUUCCCAACUUACCCCAUUUCAAGUUUCGACUACUAAUGGUUUUUUGCUAGAGGUGCGGCCACGAAUUGUACACAGAUCUUUCCAAUCGGUCACAAGAUGAAAUUGCUCGGCUCGCUUCGAUCUUGCAGCAUACUGGGUAUUCGACAACGAAACCUCACGAAGCGCAUUGUUUGAGUACUUUACCAACAAAUGACUCACGCUUGCAACCCAGUAUCUCUAGCAGAGCUACAUUCUCUUCCCCAGCCCAAAGCACUGCGGCGUUGAGCACUUCAACUUCUGUCGCUUCAGAUUCGAGUGCAAACGUACCCAGCACUGAUCUACCACAGAAUCAAAGUUAUCUC
Hyaloscypha bicolor E is the source of this 1352-nucleotide messenger RNA. RefSeq lists its product as uncharacterized. The transcript has 4 exons. Lineage: Eukaryota; Fungi; Ascomycota; Leotiomycetes; Helotiales; Hyaloscyphaceae. Bases 108 to 1061 code for a protein of 317 amino acids. The record is from RefSeq and is a predicted model, not a curated record.